Molecule: messenger RNA, 1851 nt
Organism: Cladocopium goreaui
Lineage: Eukaryota; Dinophyceae; Suessiales; Symbiodiniaceae
Source: the annotation of a GenBank genome assembly
UCAAGCCCGUUGUGAGCCAGGGGUCAUGGCGAUGCUGCGGUGGUUCCUUUUUCUGACAGGCACCUGGGCACAGCAGAGCUUCUCUGGUGUAUGGCACUUGAUCGAUGUGCCCUCAGUGGUUUGUCCAGGCCGUCAAGGCUAUGCCACAAUCACCAUUGCAAAGCCGACGACUGCUGAGUAUGAGCCACAUAUUUUGACGGUCUUCCGUACUGCAAAGAAUCCGGUCGAACUGAGCUUCCUGGCCAAAGACAGCAAUGACAUCGUGGCGGAUCAAAGGACGCCAGUGACAUUGCAAGGACAUGCACGGAGGCUUCAGAUAAACCAGACAAGCCAGCUCCAGCUGGCGCCGGGAAAUGGUACCCAAAAGGCCCCAGCUAAUGCUGCUAAUGGCACGUUUUGGAGCCACUGUACUGGCAAAGACUGUCCGGAAGGAAGACUCAGAAGACUCUAUUCAAUGCGACGGCGCAUGUCCAGUUCCAUCAGGAGGCGAAACGGUGGUAUCAAACCGAUCAACAUCAAUCCGAUGUCCUGGUUCUCCCCUCGAAGAAGGCGAGCUCUUCCCGGUGCUGCCGGUGGUGCGGCUGUGGCCACAGGUGCUGGUCUGGUCGGUGCCCGACGAAGAGGGACAGCACCAGUUGCGCCAGCACCUGGCACAGUGAUGCCUGCGAAUCCCUAUGAUACAACUGGCACAGGAGCUUCUUAUUCCUCGGUGCGCAGGAGGAUAAGCACUAUGGGGACAACCAAAAGCUUUCACCGGAGGCGCUCAUAUCAAGGAGGAUAUGGAGGUUCCUACUCAAAUCCCUAUAGCUCAUACAGUGCUCCAUACGGCUAUCCCAGCUCUAAUUGGGCAUAUCAGAGUUUUGGAGGCCAUAUGCCCACGGCGACACCCUAUGGAUACACCGGAGCCAAUGCAUAUUCAAGCAGCAGCGGCCUGCCCAUUGCAUUGGCAGCUGGUGCUGGGUUGCUGGUCGGUUCUGCCAUGGGACACCACUCCGGACACUAUGGACACUAUUGGCAUGGUUACAGCCAGGAUGACAUGUACAAGAUGCAAUGCGCAUCUGGAGGUUGGACUGGAGGAUGCCAAUCUUGUGUUUCGAGUUACGGAGCUUCGUCUUGCAAUGUCCUGUUGUCCCCACAGCUCGACGCAGCGCGCGACGAUUUGAUGUCAACGGGCUUCAUUCCUUCGCAAAUUUCAUGGCCAUUGGUGGUGAAUGUGACUCAUGUGGCAGGUGAUGAUUUUAGACCGUCAGCCAUUUGCCCACCUCAAGACCCAGAUGCGAAAAGCGCGUGGACGCCGCCUCCGAUGAAGGAACUCUUCAUUUCGCUCUCUGCCCUGCCAAGCCCCCCGCAGCCUGGAAUGCUGGGCAGCGGUCCCGGCUACGGUUAUGGGAACGGCAUGACCAACCAGGGAGGAUCACCUGUGAUCUCCAACUUGGUACUGCUUUGUUCCUGCCUUGGUUGCUGCUAUCUUGUGGAACGCUGCCGGAAGAUGUUCGACGGCCCCUCUUCAGGGCACCUGUAUACUGGCGUCCUACCUCCACAGGGCUUCUCCGGCCAUCCAGGCCAUGCGCCGGGCCAACAUUUCCACCAGGAUGCUGCAUCGGGCCAGAUCGUGCAGGGGCAGGUGGUGAACGAUGGUUCCAAUCCUUAUUGGUGACUGAGAUCGAGCUUGCCUCGGAGCUUGAUGAAGCCUCCAUUAAAUGGCAAACUGCUGGAUUCCCCAGUAAAACUGGGAAAAGGAGCUCAGGUGUGUCAAAAGUAUACACCUGGGAGAGCUUUCCUUUUGGAAAGCUCAGUGUCAAAGUUACCAGCUACAAGAAUGACAAAGCAAGAGUGUUUGACGACUGGAAA